Messenger RNA from Onychostoma macrolepis, 5517 nucleotides. RefSeq names its product LIM domain containing preferred translocation partner in lipoma (gene lpp). The transcript has 11 exons. Lineage: Eukaryota; Metazoa; Chordata; Actinopteri; Cypriniformes; Cyprinidae. Gene Ontology annotation, biological process: cell-cell adhesion. The record is from RefSeq and is a predicted model, not a curated record. The coding region runs from base 1059 to 2735 and encodes 558 amino acids. Gene Ontology annotation, cellular component: focal adhesion; stress fiber.
GUGUUAAGGAUUGUGGUUGACUUUAAAGAGUUUGUUAUUUCAGUUGUUUUAUGUUAUUAUUAUUUUUGUGUAUUUUAUGUUUGUAUGUAUGUAUGGUUGUACUGCUGCCUGUCUUGGCCAGGACACUCUUGAAAAAGAGAUUUUUAAUCUCAAUGAGUCUCAUCCUGGUUAAAUAAAUGUAAAAUAAAAUAAAAAUAAUUUUUUUUUUUUAUAAUUUUGAUUCGGCAGUGUUGUUGGACUAUUUUCCCAUGCACCUAUCGUUUUUCUUAGGUGUGCUGAGUUUGUGUUGAUUGAUUUUGUCAUUAUUUGUGAAAUUGAAUUGCAGCUGUGAAAAUAAUAAUAUAAUUAAGUAAAUAAUAUACACAUUUUUUCAGUCUAGUGUUCUGAAGCUUUUUGCAUGGAUCAGACAGAGAUUUUCUCAGUAAAGACGUACAUUUUUAAAGACAACAUUUGUAUUCAUUGAACAUUCAUGUAUUUAUGUACAUUUACUCUACAUAUUGUGUGGUAUGCGUUGGUAAAAUGGGUGUAUUACAACAAAUAUUAUGUUUGUGUUUGUGUGGGUCAGUGGCAUAAUGCUGUCUGAGGGUCUUGUGGUUCUGUGUUUGUUGUCCUCCCUGUAGACAUUUGAGAGUACUUUUAGAUACUGUGGUUUGUUUUAUUCUUAGAGACCAUUGUGAGUGUGCUUGCCCCCCUCUUAAAUAACUCCCAGCGAUUACCAUUGUUAUUCUGCAAAUGGUACGAACCACAGGCUUGGCUUCUAUGUGCCUCUGGCCAGUGAAAAAGAGUGGCAUUCCAGACCAAAAAAGCAAGCCGAAUCAAAUUUUGCCCCCAAUCUUUCGCCUAUUUUUAUUUCCAUAUUUGGAAAUGUUUACCUCCUCAUGACUCCACAGUGCAGCAGGAAGAAGCACUAUGAGUCAUUUUAACAGCAUAAGGGCCUGGCUGUGGGUUCUCCUCACUGAGGGCUUCUCUAGUCCAUAGACACACGGGAUGCUGUCUGUGAUCAUCUGGUGAUUUGUUUUUGCUCCUGAAAAAGAAUCAGAUUUCUUGACUCCAGAAAGAUGUGGGGUGGCCAUAAUGAUGGUGACCAGCAAGGUCAUGUGAGUGCACGAAUGGAGACCAGCUUACCCAUGGGUACCACUAGUAUUUCUGUAUCCCAGCAACAGGCUCCUAAGAAGUUUGCUCCUGUUGUGGCUCCCAAGCCCAAGUUCAACCCCUAUAAACAGCUCGAGGAUGCAACACACGAGGGAGCUGGAGACUAUCCCCUACCUCCUCCACCUGUCGUUGACACCAGCGGGUUCCCGUCUCCAUCCAGCUUCCCACCUCCUCCACCAAUGGAUGAGGCCUCCCUUGGCUUUCAGAUAAAAGGACCUGAGAAAACUCUAGAAGAGAGACGUUCUAGUCUGGAUGCUGAGAUCGACUCCUUGACCAGCAUCCUGGCUGACCUAGAGAACAGCUCACCGUACAAACCGCGCACCCCGCAGAAUUCUUCCAGCCCAGCUGCAGCAGGCUCCAACACCCCUGUUACAGGCUAUCGGCGCAUGGUCAUCCCAACUCAACCCCCUCUAACUGCCACCAAAAAAUCCACCCCGAAACCACAGGCCUCUUCGACUGCCCCUCCUCCGGCUUCAUCUUCUCCACGACCUCAAUACCAAGCCGCUCCCCAGCCUGUCCCCGCAUCCUACACCACCGCCUCUACUCCGAGCCAGCCAACCUUCAAUGUUCAGGUCAGGGCCGCCCAGCCUGGCCCCCAGCAGCAGCCGGUCCGUGGUCCAGCGCAGGUACAGUACAUGCCGGCUCAACCCAGAGGCCCUGAUUUUGCAUACGGGCCUCCGCAGCCGGGAUUCUGUCCUGCUCCAUCUGGAGGCUACCAAGACCAGCACUAUGGUGGAGCUCCUACUUAUGGAGGUCAGAAUACAUGGAGAGCAGAGCCAAGUCACCAUGCCGCUCCCCCACCCAACCAAGGGUACCAGCCCGCUCCCCCGAAGAAAACCUACAUCACUGAUCCACCUGCCAGCCUGGCACCCUUCGGCGGUGGGCCUUCUGCUCCUCAUAAGGGUCGUCCUGAGGAGGAACUGGACCGUCUGACAAAGAAGAUGCUGUAUGACAUGGACAACCCCCCCUCUGAGGAGUAUUUUGGUCGCUGUGCAAGCUGUGGGGAGAAUGUGGUCGGUGAGGGGACGGGUUGUACUGCCAUGGACCAGGUCUUCCACGUGGACUGCUUCAUCUGCAUGACUUGUGGCUCUAAGCUCAGAGGGAAGCCCUUUUAUGCUGUGGAGAAGAAGGCCUACUGCGAACCCUGCUAUAUCAACACCCUGGAGACCUGCAACAUAUGUAGUAAGCCCAUAAUGGAGCGUAUCCUACGGGCAACUGGGAAGGCCUAUCAUCCCCAGUGCUUCACCUGUGUGGUCUGCCAUCGCAGUCUGGACGGCAUUCCCUUUACUGUGGACGCCUCCAACCACAUCCACUGCAUCGAAGACUUCCACAAGAAAUUUGCCCCUCGUUGCUCUGUGUGUAAAGAGCCCAUAAUGCCAGCACCUGGCCAGGAGGAGACUGUGCGUAUUGUGGCUUUAGACCGUGACUUCCAUGUGCAGUGUUAUCGCUGUGAGGAUUGUUGCUGUCUUCUCUCUGAGGGAGACAACCAGGGUUGCUACCCUCUGGAUGGCCAUGUUCUCUGCAAAAACUGCAACACCAGUCGCAUCCAGGCCCUCACUGCCAAGGCUACGACUGACCUCUGAGUAACACACGUAUCUACAUGCAGGUCCCUAAUAUCCCUGCGUUCAUCAAAUCCUGAGAAACACCAUAUCCUGUCACAUCACUGCACACAAAUAUUUAUGCUCAGACAAAUGCACAUGUACACAUAAAGCUGUCAUUCCACUUAAGAGGCCACGACUUAUCUUGUCGCUCAUGCACCUCCACACACUGUGCCUUGUAUUAAAAUUGCACUCGUUUAUUCUGUCCAAUCAUUUUUAUUAGCAGAUAUGUAUUCACCAGGGCCCACUACAUCUGCUUGUAAACAUCUAAACGAAGUAGGCCUAUAGAGCAAGACUGUUAGAUUCUAACUGAUGUUCACAGAGCUGUUCAGUUGAGAAGUGGGACAUUAAGAAAACCCUCAUAGAACAUCAUAGAAUCUACCUCUAAAAAGGGACCAUGCUGUCUGAUCACUAUGCAUUCCAGUAUGUAUCCAACCUACAGCUUUCGUUUUAUUUUUAAUCUCUGCAGUGUAUUGUCACAAUCCAUCCCAACUUUCACAUAGAGCUACUAGUUACACAUGAAGUCACACAAGUAUACAUUCUCUGCAGUGACUUUAUCAAAUAACGCAGAUACAAAAAUAAUUGGAAGUUUUCAUUACGCAUCAUUCAAGCUUGUUAAACAUAUUUUUUAAUCUUCUUAUGGCGGCUGUGAAAUUGGAGUUUCAUGUUUGCUAAGGUACACAAGUCAGUAUAGAAAGACCUGGACCUUCACCUUGAGUCGUGCAUCACACCUGCUUCAUCAGCAUGUUUUUGUGAACAUACUGUACAGGUCUAUGUUUGUGAAUGCAUAUGCUUUCAAUUUACAUUUCUGAAUUUACCCUUUGAGAUGAACGUUACCAAAGAGCUACAUUUACUUUCUCUGGGACAGCGUGUAUGUAUAUUAUUGUAUGCUUAUGAAAUCUAAUGGGAAAAGUAUUUUAUCCUUUAAGGACUGUGAAUGACCUUCAGUAGCUCAGAAGCCCAAAUAUUUUGUGGUUCAUUCAGUACGGUUUGCUGUUUCUUCCUCAGUGUACCGCUUCAAUUCAAGUGAAUUUAGCAAGAAUUAAUCUGCGCUUUGAACUUUUUUUUGUGGUUUGGUGUGUUUUUUUUGUUUGUUUUUUUGUUUUUUCAAAUUGCGCUCAGUUAUCUCAUUUAUUUGUAUAUCAUGAGUGAAAAUGGUGAAAAGGUUUUAGGAUAAAAUGUAUGUAUUUAGAUAUGCACAGUGAAUUGUGCAAUAAUGUCACGGCAGAUUGAGAAUCAUUUGGUAAUGAAUUAAAAUUCUCAGAGGAAAACCUGUCAGAUUAGUGAUAAAAUGUGUGACAAUCAGGGCUGAAAGGAUGUUGGAAAUGUGUUUUAUUUUAUCUAAUUUGAUCUAAGACUUUAAGGGCUGAUGAGAGACAGCCUGGUGAGCAAUAUUUUAAAUAUCCUCAAAUUGUGAAUUUAUUGUAAUAUUAGUUACAUUAGAUAGAGAUACGUAUUAAUAAAAAUAGGAAAAAUAAUUUUUCUUUCGUAAUUUUGUACAUGGACGAUAUCAUUAUGCAAAUUUCUUCUUUGUUGUUGCAUUGACACUUUACUAAGAAGGAUAUGCAGACAUUUUUUUUAUUCAACAAGAAAGUGUUCAAGCUGUUCUUAAAGCUACAGUGCACACAUUUUGGGAAAAUCUGAAAUUAUGUGUAUAUAUCUACAGAGUUCCAUUAUAAAUUUCGAGGUUUAGAGAGUUAACACCUGAGGAAAUUUCCAGUCAUAUCAGUGUGCUGCAGUGAUGCCCUAGGGAACUUCCCCUCUGGUUGAAGGGUAAAUUCAGAUGUGAAAGUCAUGAUAUAUAUAUGCAAACCGGAUAUAAAUACACGGUUACGAGCACCUCUUGAUUUAUUAUGGCAGUUUGUGGAUUUUCAGUGUAUAAAAUGAAAUGUGCUGUAGCUUUAAGCUAUGAGAGCUUCAUUAGUGCUUCAGUGCUUCAAUCUGUACACUCUUACCUUUUCUAUAUGCGCCUUUUUGUGUGAAACUGAGGUGUUUUUUUUUUUUUUUUAAACACAAACACAGCUGUGACUUGUGGCUGAUGUUACGUGUUUGAAUUGUCUGUUUUGUUUUUGUUAUUGUGGGGGGUUUUUUUUUCCUCUCUCUCUUUUUUCUAUUCACACUACCUAGAGGCUAUGCAUGUUCGCAACUUGAACCAAUCUUUAUUUCCAGGUUUUAUAUAGAAAGACCAAAUAUUUUAAUACUUAAUUAGAUAUUUCGUUGUAUUAUGUCUUUAAAAACAUUAAGUGUUAUUGGAAAGAGAAUUAUUGCCGUAUUACUUGGCACAUUUAGGGCGUCCUUCCUCUCUUUUGCUUCACUCCUUAUUCCCCAAACCCAUCUCAAGUUCUUUUUAUUCAAAUUGCUUAUAGAUUUGUUUCAUCUGUUAAACAUUUUUGCUCAUUUGAGUUGUUCAAAUUGAUUUGUUCUGUUCAAGUAUUUGAUUAGGAUGCAAUUUAAAACACUUUGUACUAAGUUUCCCCAUUUGUGAUCAUUACAGUAGCAAUAACCUGAUGAUUAUUUGAAAUUGUUGUUGCGGCAGAUGCAGAAUACUGGCAUUCAAGUGCCUUGAAAUAUGUGGUAUAUUUGAAUUGUCAUAUAUAGGGCACUUUGAUGAUUUUUUUCUUUUUUUUUCUUGAAGAUAUUAUUGUGUAAAACAACCUAAUCUGUGCCCUAAUGACAUUCUAAGUAUAUACUUGGAUUCUGUUCUUACACUCUGUUGUUUUUGAUCACAUACAACUUCCUCUAUAAUUAAUAAACCUUUUGAAAAACU